This is a messenger RNA of Lathyrus oleraceus (garden pea), 4597 nucleotides long. RefSeq names its product ABC transporter G family member 31. Bases 209 to 4597 code for a protein of 1462 amino acids. Gene Ontology annotation, cellular component: membrane. The transcript is spliced from 22 exons. Gene Ontology annotation, molecular function: ATP hydrolysis activity; ABC-type transporter activity; ATP binding. The record is from RefSeq and is a predicted model, not a curated record. Lineage: Eukaryota; Viridiplantae; Streptophyta; Magnoliopsida; Fabales; Fabaceae.
UUUUACUCAUAUGAAAGAAAAAGAGAGAGAUAGAAAAGAAAUUAGGAUGAGUGGUGUUUAGUAGAUCCUAUGGAGAAACUAUAGAGAAAACAAUUCACAAUGUUAUUGAUUUUUUAGUUUCAUUAUACCUUUGUUUUUGUUUUUGUUUUAAUCUUUUACUUCUUUUCGACAAAGAGAGAAAAAAAGAAGAAGAACAAGAAGAAAGAAUAUGGCAGGGCUUGAUUUCGAGGAACGAGGUCACUCAUUUGCAAGAGCAUCAAAUGCAGAAUGGGUGGAAGAAGACGAAGAAGAUCUUCAAAUGUAUGCACUCUUACGGUUGCCUACGACGAAGCGCAUGAAUUUGGCACUUAUGAGGAAACCAUCUUCGGAACUUCUUAACUCGUCACUUUCAGAAUCUAAGAAAAAUAGAAUGGAACAAAUUGAUGUAAGAAAGCUGAAUCGCAUUUAUCGCGAACAUCUUGUUAAGGAUGCUUUGGCUACUAACGAACAAGAUAACUAUAAGCUUCUUUCCGCCAUCAAAGAACGAUUCAAAAGGGUUGGCUUGGAAGUGCCUAGCAUUGAAGUAAAAUUCAGAAACUUGAAAAUUGGAGCUAAUGUUAAAACCGGGACAAGAGCUUUACCAACUUUGAUUAAUUACACACGAGAUGCUCUUGAGGGUUGUUUAAAUGGUUUGGGGAUAAGUAAACCUAAAAGACAUUCUUUGACGAUCUUAAAUGAUAUCAACGGCGUUAUCAAACCUGGAAGGAUGACAUUGUUGUUAGGACCUCCGGGAUCUGGCAAAACUACUUUGCUUUUGGCACUUGCUGGAAAACUUGAUAAAGAACUCAAGACAAGUGGUAGUAUAACAUACAACGGAGAAGAGCAAGACCAGUUUUGUAUUCAAAGGGCUUCAGCAUACAUUAGCCAAGUUGAUAAUCACACCGGAGAAUUAACUGUGAGAGAAACUUUUGAUUUUGCAAAUCGAUGUCAAGGUUCAAGCGAUGCAGAGUUAUUGAAAACUUUGGAAAGCUUAGAAAAGGAAAAAAAGGUGCUGCCAAGUCCAGAGAUUGAUGCAUUUAUGAAGGCAACAUCUGUUGGUGGCAAAAGGCACAAUGUGAUGACAGAUUAUAUUUUGAAAGUGCUUGGUCUUGAUGUAUGUGCCGAUACCGUCGUUGGUAGUGAUAUGAUAAGAGGGAUAUCCGGUGGCCAAAAGAAGAGAGUAACGACAGGAGAAAUGAUUGUUGGACCAAGAAAAGCUUUGUUUAUGGAUGAAAUAUCAACUGGACUUGAUAGUUCUACCACUUUCCAAAUAGUAAAAUGUUUAAGAAACUUUGUUCAUCAAAUGGAAGCUACUGUACUAAUGGCUCUUCUUCAACCUGCGCCCGAGACAUUUGAGCUUUUCGAUGAUCUAAUACUUUUAUCAGAUGGAUAUAUAGUAUAUCAAGGCCCUGUAGAAAAUGUAGUAGAGUUUUUUGAAUCAUUAAGUUUCAAACUUCCACCGCGCAAGGGAGUUGCAGAUUUUCUUCAAGAGGUAACAUCUAAAAAAGAUCAAGCACAAUAUUGGGCCGAUUCUUCAAAGCCAUAUAAAUUUAUUUCUGUACCAGAGAUUACAGAAGCCUUCAGAAAUUCAAAAUUUGGAAAGUCUAUGGAAGCCAUAUAUACUGCUCCUUAUGAUAAAUCAAAAAGUCCUUCAACUUUGCCCAAAUCAAAUUUCGCUGUCUCGAGUUGGAAUCUUUUCAAGGCUUGUUUGUCGCGAGAAUUGACCUUGCUCAACAGAAAUAGAUUUCUUUACAUUUUCAGGACUUGUCAGGUUGCACUUGUUGGAAUUAUCACAUCCACAAUGUUCCUACAAAUAAAAAACUAUCCGAAGAACGAAGAAUUUGGCAUUCUCUACCAAUCCGCGCUAUUUUAUGCACUCGUGCACAUGUUGUUUAACGGAACUACCGAGCUGUCACUUUUGAUAAUCCGGCUCCCCGUCUUCUAUUCACAAAGAGGAAAUUUAUUUUAUCCAGCAUGGACCUGGACAUUAUCCUCAUGGCUUCUUCAAGUACCUUAUUCCAUUGUUGAAGCUGUUGUGUGGACUUGUGUUGUGUACUACAGUAUUGGAUUUGCUCCUUCUGUUGGGAGGUUUCUUACUUUACAUUCAUACUUUAUCAUGUUUUUUUUCCUUCCUUUCUUAUUUUUAAAACUGAUAUACACUUCGCAAUCCGAUUAUUAUUUCAGAUUCGGACGCUACAUGCUUCUGUUGUUAAUGUUGCACCAAAUGGCAUUAAGUCUCUUCCGAUUUAUGGCUUCUAUUGGACGCGAUAUGAUCAUUGGUAAUACAGCAGGAGCGGGUGUGCUGAUGAUUUUAUUCUUAUUGGGAGGAUUUAUCGUCCCACUAGGAAUGAUUAAGCCAUGGUGGGUUUGGGCUUACUGGUUAUCACCUCUUAACUAUGCACAAAGAGCAGUUUCAGUUAACGAAUUUACCGCUACGAGAUGGAUGCAGCCUUCGGCUUUUGGGAAAGACACGGUUGGUCACAAUAUACUCAGGACAUUCGAUUUACCAGUCGAGGAUUACUGGUAUUGGAUUAGUAUGGGAAUUUUACUAGUCUACACAAUCCUUUUCAACAUCUUGACCACUUGGGCGCUGGCUUGCUUGAACCCACUGAAAGAACCAAGAGCAAUUAUUGAAAAUGAGGAUGAAGACACAGAAAAGAGUUCUGAUAGAGAUGACAAUGAACCACAAAAAAGGUCAAAAUCUACAAACGGAGAGAACAAAAACAAGGGAUUGAUUCUUCCGUUUCAACCAUUGACAAUGACAUUCCACAAUGUUAAUUACUACGUUGAUAUGCCAAAGGCUUUAAGACAACAAGGUGUAACAGAAACUAGGUUGAAGCUUUUGGCAAAUGUGAGUGGUGUUUUUGCACCUGGUGUACUUACAGCGUUAAUGGGAUCAAGUGGAGCUGGGAAAACGACUUUAAUGGACGUGCUUGCAGGAAGAAAAACCGGAGGUUAUAUCGAGGGCGAUGUUAAAAUAUCUGGUUAUCCAAAAGUGCAACACACAUUUGCAAGAAUAGCGGGAUAUGUUGAACAAAAUGACAUACAUUCUCCCGAAAUGACAGUUCAGGAAUCUCUGUGGUUUUCCGCGUCACUAAGGCUUCCGAAGGAUGUAACCAAAGAAAAAAAGCAAGAAUUUGUCGAACAGGUCAUGAAACUAGUAGAACUCGAGAGUUUAAGAAAUGCUAUAGUUGGAAUGCCUGGCACUUCCGGCUUAUCAACCGAGCAGAGGAAGAGAUUGACGAUCGCAGUGGAGCUUGUAGCAAACCCUUCUAUAAUUUUCAUGGAUGAACCUACAUCCGGACUUGAUGCACGCGCAGCUGCCAUUGUUAUGAGAACUGUUCGCAAUACGGUUGAUACCGGAAGAACUGUGGUUUGUACCAUACAUCAGCCAAGUAUUGACAUAUUCGAAGCAUUUGAUGAGUUACUUCUUAUGAAACGUGGAGGACAAGUUAUAUAUGGGGGGAAGAUCGGUAAUCAAUCAAGCGUGAUGAUAAGUUAUUUUCAGAGUAUGAAGGGAAUCUCCCCGAUUUCCAGUGGCUACAAUCCAGCUACUUGGAUGCUUGAGGUUACAACACCUGCUAUUGAAGAGAAAAUCGGUGUAGAUUUUGCAGAUGUUUACGACAAAUCGGACCAAUUCAAGUCCGUGGAAGCUGCUAUUAAGCAAUAUGAACAACCUUCUCCUGGUUCAAAACCAUUAAAGUUUGACACAUUAUAUUCACAAAAUACAUGGUCACAAUUUGUCAAGUGUUUAUGGAAGCAGAGAAUUCUGUACUGGAGAAAUCCACCAUACAAUGCAAUAAGGAUGAUCUUUACAAUAUUGGCCGCAUUGGUGUUAGGUUCAAUAUUUUGGCAGGUCGGCGCAAAAAGGGAAACAACUCAACAAGUUUUGGUAAUUAUGGGCGCAUUGUUUUCUUCGUUAUUGUUCCUCGGGGUGAAAAACGCGUCUUCUGUACAACCAGUUGUUUCGACCGAAAGAACAGUUUUUUAUAGAGAGAAAGCAGCUGGAAUGUACUCUCCAAUUGCCUUUGCAGCAGCACAGGGGCUGGUGGAAAUUCCAUAUCAAAUUCUGCAGACAAUAGUAUUUGGUGUAAUUACAUAUUUCAUGAUGGGUUUCGACAAUAAUCUUAGAAAGUUUAUACUAUAUCUCGUCUUCAUGUUCCUGACAUUUACCUAUUUCACGUUCUACGGUAUCAUGUGUGUCGGUCUUACACCUACCCUACAUUUGUCAGCUGUUGCUUCUUCUGCAUUUUACUCUCUAUGGAAUCUCGUCGCAGGUUUCAUCAUUCCAAAAGUGUAUAUUCCUAAAUAUUGGCUCUGGUUCCAUUAUCUCUGCCCGGUUUCAUGGACACUACGCGGUGUUAUAACAUCUCAGUUUGGUGAUAUGCAAGAUGUAAUUGUGGGGCCAGGAUUUAAGGGCACUGUGAAAGAGUAUAUAGCUGCUUCUCUUGGGUAUGAAGAUACAAUUAAUGGAGUUUCAGCUGUGGGGGUGUCAGCAAUUGUGCUUAUUGUCUUCACCUUAUUCUUCUUUGCUACCUUUGCUGUAUCAGUUAGAGUAUUGAAUUUCCAAAGUAGAUGA